Molecule: messenger RNA, 1044 nt
Organism: Anthostomella pinea
Lineage: Eukaryota; Fungi; Ascomycota; Sordariomycetes; Xylariales; Xylariaceae
Source: the annotation of a GenBank genome assembly
AUGUCCGAUCUAUACCUUUCGAACCUUAGGAAUUGGUUCUGGAAGUCACCACCGGCAGCAUGGCUGAUGAAAGGGGCAAGAGAAGUGCUCAUUGGUACCCUCAAGCAAGGGCCAAUCCCCCGACAUGUCGCCUUCGAGAUGGAUGGAAAUCGGCGCUUUGCCAAGAACCACAAGAUCGAAACGAUAGAAGGCCACCACCUGGGCUUUGAGGCCCUGGCAAGGGUCUUAGAGAUAUGUUACAAGUGCGGCGUCAAAGUUGUUACCGUCUAUGCAUUCAGCAUCGAGAACUUCAAUCGACCGCGACCUGAAGUCGAUGGUUUGAUGGCAAUGGCCAAGAUUAAGUUAGAGCAGCUCAUUCAGCAUGGUGAGCUACUCGAUCGGUAUGGUGCAGGAAUUCGCGUGCUGGGAGAGCGAUCUAUGAUCCCGCCGGACGUCUUGCCGUUUGUCGAUCGAGCCAUCGAAAUGACCAAGCACAACAAAGACGCGGUCCUCAAUAUAUGCUUCCCUUACACGUCGAGGGCCGAGAUGACGAGCGCGAUCCGGGCUACGGUAGAUGAAUACACGACACCCACUCGACCGUCGAACAGCCCCUUUUCGCAAACACGAAUCAGCCAAAAGAUACGAUCGAACCAGUCCAAGAAGGCGAGCUCGCUUGCUCCGAUCAGGGAAGCGUCCCCAGAUGCUAGUGCCACAGAUACCGCUCCCAAGUCAGAUGUGGAUGACUCGAUGUCCUCAACUACUGCUUUGGACCAUGAGUCACCUCCUCUGCCGUCAACGUCGGCCAAGCCUCCCAGGCUCCCCGACCCAGAGAAGAUCACGGCCGAGACAAUCAACAGCCAUACCUACACUGCCGAUUGCCCGCCGCUCGAUAUCUUCAUCCGAACUAGUAAUGUCACGAGGCUGAGCGACUUUAUGUUGUGGCAGUGCCAUGAAGACGCGCACAUCUUCUUCCUGAAGUGCUUCUGGCCCGAGUUUGACUUGUGGCACUUUGUACCAGUUCUUCUGGAAUGGCAGUGGCGGAAGAAGAAGUUGACUGAGAAAUAG